GGAGAAAAUAUGUUAAAGUCGUAUUUUCUUUAACAGGAGAGCAGCCUUGAUUUGCGUUUGUCAUAAGCAUCUAGCUUUGUGCAGUAAUUCUACUCUACUGCAGCCACUACUAUAUUUGUUAUAACACUACUCCACUACUUCAGACAUGACGACCUGCUUCAUGCCUGCUUGCAUGGAGGUUUGCCUGAGAGAUCACCUUUGCCGUGUUUAACCUAAAACACAUUAGUUGUCUAUAUGUACCCUGUAGAACCGAAUUUGUGUGAAGUACAAACAAUCGCAAAUACGUCUCUACAGGAAUACAUGGGCCACUGAAAUACCACGCCAGAAAAUGGAUUCUUCUGCUUCUGCUCCUCUUCACGUCUCGCUGCCUUCCUUUUUCCUUCCUGAUAUUGAAUAUACAAGCAGUGAAAUAUAUACAGCCUGCAUCCAGACACUGACAAUGCAAUAACAUUGUCACAAAGUGUAUUCAUAGUCCGGACAACCCGUAGAUUGUGUAGGUAGGCCACAGAGAGCAAACCCAUGUGUGCAGUGUGCGGCUACUACCGUGUCAGACCCUGUAAAACACGUUAGGAACCAGGGGUCGUUUCAAAGUGACUGAUUUACGGCUUUUAUUGCUCUAUAAAACGCCUCUAAUAUCCUCGCCAGGGAUAAUAGAAAUGUCGUGCGCAUUCUGUACAAACAGGACAGCCAGAAAUGACAUUUCCCGUCUCGCUUUUAACCAUAUUAUGUAAUUAUUGCUGUGAAAAUAGAUACACCCGUAAUAUUGCAAUUUGUUGCUUUUGCCCAUAUUUUGACUUGUGUGCUACUUCUGCUCAGACUUAAUGUGGUUGGUUUUUUUUAAAAGUCGGAGCCUAUUACUAUUAUUAUUGUUAUUGCUAUUAUCAUUAUUGUUGUUAUUAUUAUUAUUAAUAAUAUUAUUAUAGUAUUUUCCUACUUGUAAUUUUGGCUGUUGAUGACCCCCUAAUUGUCGUAAAAAUAAAAAGAAAGAAGAAAUACUGUACCUACUGUAUAAUAUGGAUGUUGUUGGGAGGCUGAAAAGCUAUUAGGGAGUUAACCUCUCUCUCUCUCUCUCUCUCUCUCUCUCUCUCUCUUUGACACAGCUGACUCUGAGAUAAGAAAGGGAAGCAUACUGUAAGCAUGACAGUUUACACAGCCAGGCAGGAUCAGUUUACAAUAUAACAGCAGCAGCAUGUGGCCAGAACGGUCAGUGCUACAGCCAGGGAGAGCAUGGAACAUCUGGAGGCAGCAAGACUGAAAUAUUUUCUUAUUGUUCUUUUUUGUUUUUUUGUUUUUUACAUAUUUGGAAUAAAUGGGACCUUAGUUUAAAUGACCGCAGGGUAUUGUAAAAAUGUUGUGUACAUAAAUGCAUUUUUGCUGCAUUUAUUUCUGUACAUUGCAGUCUUCACAUUCUUCCUCUCAGAAAUUUCUUUCAUAAAUAUGGGUUGCAGCUGGUCUACACACAGAUCCAGCUGAUUUUCAUUGUGGUCACAUAUUUUGUAUUUAAGGCCAUAACGGAGGUCACAAUAUUUCUUGCAAGUAAAGGAUGAUGACUUUUCAAUGUUGAUAGAAAGAAUACAGUCAAGAGCAGCCUUUGUGUCAGAGAAAUCCUUAGUGUUAAAGAAUCUGAACACUGGUGACUUCAGUUGUAUUUGGUCUUCAGGACUGCCCUGCAUGUGGGAGGGCUCUUCAGUUUGAUGUGAGGGAGUACAAUGGCUCCAAAAUGCUCUUACUCUCCAGGGUGCAAUGACCAGAUUUAACUUCUCUGGGACAAUAUGACUCCUCUGCAGUUAAAUCAGCAGAUUAUAAUGUCCUGAGACUAUCUGGUCUGUGACACCUUAACAAUAUUGGUCUUAAUGGUUGUGUUCCACUGCUGGCUGGUCUGUGACAUCACGAUGCUGCUGCUCUGCACACCUGACAGGCUUGUGGUGACUGGGCUGUGAUUUCACAGUAUUGAGUUAGUUUGGUCUGUUGGCUGCUCCACUGUUGUCUAGUCUUAAUCGUAUGUCCUAAUUGUAGUAUGACUUUACUCUACUUGUAGUUACUGUUUUGUUGAUGUGAUCACAAUGUUUAUAUUAAUAUUUGAAUGUACAUAUCAAAGGCUUUUAAUACUUUUAUCUUUCAGAAUUAGAGGUUAUUAUUAAAAGUUACUUAAAAGUUGUUACACUUUGGCUUCUACUUUUUAUAGGCUACUUUUACUAUUUUAUAUCGUAGGCUGGGACCGCCAUGGCUUUUCUUUAUUCUAAUCAUCUUAUUUGCUUUGUUGUGAUGUAGACUACACCUUUUGUUCCAUCAGAUUGCAGAAUCUGAUAGUAUGCCUGACAGCUUCAAUCAGGCCCAUUUUCAUAAGUUGUCCUUACCAAUUUCCAGUUAAAAGUUGAAGGCUGAGUCUUUUAAUGAAUAGCCUGGGGAAGAAAAUGUAUAUCAAUUCAAAAUAGACAACUAUCUCAUCAUUGAAUGAAAGCUUUUGUUCAAGCAGCCUGUCCAGCUUUCUUCAACAUUAUAAAUGAUCAGGCCUACUUUCAAAAACAAGCCACACCUCCAGUGCAUCUCACCACUCCAGUCCUCUCUGACAUUUAGAUACACAACAAACCUAUUAAAAAUUUGUGCUAAAAGCAAUAUCAUCUUACAAAACUGAUGCAGCUCUAAGGCGUGAGUGUUAAUGGAAUCUGUUUCACAGCUGAAGUGCAGAUGGUAAAGACUGUACCUUCAUUAAUUAGCAGCAGAUAGCCUCCACGCUUUAUAUAAAGGUUAACAAAAUGAUUGGUUUGCUAUUGUUGUACCCUAUCCUUGGCAAAUCACCUAUUGUCCCUUUGAAUAAUUGAGAACGGUGGAUUUUUGCCUGUUUUAAUUUUUCCUUGGUCAGCAACUAGCUACUAGUUUUGUCCCCAAGAUCAAUUGCCUUGGUAACACAACCAGAGAGAAGGGGGGGAAGAGAGAGAGAGAGAAAGAGAGAGAGAGAGCGAGAGAGAGAGAGAGAGAUUUGUGCCCACAAUGGCGACUGUAGGUAUGCUAAAUACCUCUGGUUCCUUAUCCGGGAACUACCUCUUACUCUGCUAUUGGGCCAUUGGGUCACGUGGUAAAAGUAACUUUACAGGGCUGCUCGCAAGUAGGAGGGCUUUAUGGAGCAGAAAAACGACAAAGCUAGAAAAAUUAUUUUCCACUCCAGAAAUUAAUGAUCAUGAGCUCGUAUUUGAUGGAGUCUAACUACAUUGAUCCGAAAUUUCCUCCAUGCGAGGAAUAUUCGCAGAAUAACUACAUCCCUGAGCAUAGUCCCGAAUAUUACAGCCGCGCAAGGGAGACUGGCUUCCAGCAUCACCAUCAGGAGUUAUAUCCUCCGCGGGCAAGCUACCAAGAGCGCCAGUAUAACUGUGCAAGCAUCCCUGAACCUGUCACGCCAAGGGGACAUGGAGUACCCCAUUCUGCGCACCUGCUGACAGGUAAAGGGCAACCUGCUUCAUGUGAAACCCCACAGUUGUCCAUGUCCCCCGCCACCCCACCGGCCGCAACCUCCGCCUGCAACCAAGCUACCCCGGAACAUCCUAACAGCACAGCCUCCUCCAAGCAGCCUGUGGUGUACCCAUGGAUGAAGAAAAUUCACGUCAGCACUGUGAACUCGGGUUACAAUGGGACGGAGCCCAAGCGGUCUAGGACAGCAUACACCCGGCAGCAAGUCUUAGAAUUGGAGAAGGAAUUCCACUAUAACCGAUAUUUAACUCGGCGGAGACGCAUCGAGAUCGCCCACACCCUGGUUCUCUCCGAGCGACAGAUUAAAAUCUGGUUUCAAAACCGCAGGAUGAAAUGGAAAAAGGAUCACAGGCUCCCGAACACCAAAGUGAGAUCCUCUUCCUCCUCCGGGUCCAACACAAGCUCAGCAGCCGGCGCUGUUGCCGCUGCCUCGGCCAGUAACACUGGGGCCCCCGACGAACUCACCGGAGCACAGCAUGGCGAGGAUAUUACCAGGUUAUAAAACCACGAUCGGGGGUGGAAAAAGAACUGGUUAUUUAUAGAACAAUUAUAUAUUUUGUUUUCGUAGCUAUCUUGUGCGGUUUCCUUUAAGUCCAAAGUUAUAUAAAAUGCAUGUUAUAUAGCAUGGAUUACUGCGAAUACCGAUGAGUUAUUUUUACGUGACACAGGGUUUAAUUUAUUUAAAGCUCAAUUUAAAUGAUGUUUUUUAUUAAUAUGAAGGAGAAAAAAAAGGAGAAAAAAUAUACAUUUUAUCAAAAUGUUAUUGUGGGCCAUUCUUUUGCCCUGCUGCCCAAGGUGAAAUGCACAAUCUAUUUAUUUCAAACAACACUGGAAGGAAAUCAAUAUAAUAAUAGUUAUUUUUGGUAUAAAAAAAAAAGCUGGAACACACCAUUGAUCUUGAACUUGUUUGUUUUGGAUAAUGUGUGAAUUACCUCGUGUAUUUCUGAAACAGGAUUUUGAUUUACAAUUUAGUUUUGUGGUGUUGAUGUUGUGUUUAGACCGUUAAAAAGCAGAUUAUUGUGAAAUGCAAUAAACGGAGUGUAGUGUACUUGUGCUAAUCAUAUUGGUCAAUAAAACAGUGAGUGUCUACUAGUUUUAUA
Etheostoma spectabile (orangethroat darter) is the source of this 4565-nucleotide messenger RNA. It is a transcript of the gene hoxc4a, whose product is annotated as homeobox C4a. The record is from RefSeq and is a predicted model, not a curated record. Lineage: Eukaryota; Metazoa; Chordata; Actinopteri; Perciformes; Percidae. The transcript is spliced from 2 exons. Gene Ontology annotation, cellular component: nucleus; nucleoplasm. Gene Ontology annotation, molecular function: DNA-binding transcription factor activity, RNA polymerase II-specific; RNA polymerase II cis-regulatory region sequence-specific DNA binding. Gene Ontology annotation, biological process: anterior/posterior pattern specification; positive regulation of transcription by RNA polymerase II; embryonic skeletal system morphogenesis. The coding region runs from base 3173 to 3967 and encodes 264 amino acids.